Molecule: messenger RNA, 1619 nt
Organism: Salvia hispanica
Lineage: Eukaryota; Viridiplantae; Streptophyta; Magnoliopsida; Lamiales; Lamiaceae
Source: RefSeq, a predicted model, not a curated record
CACAAACAAACUCAAGCUUAAUUUGGCAUUUCUACUUUUCAAUCUUCUCAUCCUUCAUUGUUGGAGAGACAUGGCAAUUACUUCGCUUCCAAACUCCGUUAUGCUCUACUUCCCAAGUGUAGAGAAAAACCAUUUUGUGUACCGCAAGAACGACAGCUCGGUGGGUGACGGAAUCGACAGCGUGUUCAGCCCGGUGGUCAAGGUGGCAGUCGAGCAAUCAACGGCGGACAGCAGAUUCGUCAACCUCCGGUUCACCUACAACAACAAAUACUGGCAAAAAAACGCAGGCGACAACUCCAUCGUGGCCGUAUCGAGCCAGAAAGUCGAGGACACGACGGAUCCGUCGUGCACGCUCUUCGAGGCGACCGUGCAAUCCGGCGACGAGGUCUACUUCGUCCACGUCCAGACCGGGUGGCCCGUGGUGAUCAACAACCUCACCCGCACUUUGUACGUCGACCAGACCGGCAGCGCCGCAGCUCUAGGGUUUGUUGAUGGGAGUACAAUAGUCCAGCUGCCGACUAACAUAGCCCUGAAAGGAAACAACGCGAUGUAUCUGAAAGCUUACGCGGAAAAUAGCUGGUACCUGCAGUUCCAAGAGAGUGAUGCUAACAACGAAUUAUCAGUGCAGACGGUGACACUAAUGCCCAACGGAUACGUCCGGAUACUCUCCAAUCACUUUGGAAAGUUCUGGUGGACGGACACCUCUGACUCUGAUCAAUGGGUACACGCUGACUGGGAUGACAGCAAGGGAAGUGAAACCACCAGCUACUUCUGGCCUGUCAAAAUCGACGAUACCACAAUAGCGCUUCGAAGCGCAGCCAACAACAACUACUGCAAGCGUCUCACCACGGACAGCACCAUGACGGACUGCCUAGCUGCUGCAGCCGGAAGCAUCACGGACGAAGCGAAAAUGCAGGUGCAGGAGCUGGUGUCCCAUAGAAAGAUCUACAACGUGGCGUAUCGGAUGGAGGACGCGAUGAUAUAUGGCGAGACGCCUUUCUUGGCGGCCACAGCCACCCUCACCAACAACAAGGAUGAGGAAGCUUCCAUGGAGAUCACUGUCACAUAUCAAAGCGAGAUCUCUUAUACUUUCAGCCGCGGGACUUCGUUGACAGCAGGGCUGAGUGUCACCAUGGAAGCGGGGAUUCCCUUGAUUGGGGACGCAGGGAUUCAAAUCUCUUUUGAUAUAAACAAGACGCUUGAUUGGGACACCACCAUAACGACUAAAACUUCAGAUACGGCUACGGGCACGGUUACUGUGCCCGCUAACUCUACUGUAACUGUUAAAUAUGUCGGAACACGGGGCACGUGCAAUAUCCCUUAUUCUUACACUCAGGAAGACAUAAGCUCUACCACCGUUGGAACUACAAUUUAUCAACGGAUUGAUGGUAUCUACAACGGAGUCAGCUGUUACAACUUCAUCUUUCAAGUCGAACCACUUCAGUCUACCUAAAAUAUGGGACAUGCUUUGCCGGCAUCGAUCACCUUUCCCUUUCAUCUCUGUCUCUGCUUUAUGUUUUCCGAUUUCCGUUUUAGUACUGUCGUUUGAAGUUAUUUCUGUUGUACCCAUCGACUUUCCUUUUGCUUCAUUUCAAUAAAGAUCAAUGUCUUCCUAUUAA